Aspergillus candidus is the source of this 1824-nucleotide messenger RNA. RefSeq names its product DUF1680-domain-containing protein. Gene Ontology annotation, biological process: carbohydrate metabolic process. The transcript is spliced from 2 exons. The record is from RefSeq and is a predicted model, not a curated record. NCBI's taxonomy places the organism in Eukaryota, Fungi, Ascomycota, Eurotiomycetes, Eurotiales, Aspergillaceae. Bases 1 to 1824 code for a protein of 607 amino acids.
AUGUUCCGCUGGCUCUUGGCGUGCCUGCUCGUCCGCUCCGCCCUCUGCGCGGUGGAGCCCUUCCCCCUCAACAAGGUCUCCAUCGCAGAAGGUCGCUUCUACGAGAACCAAGAUCGCACCCUCUCCUACCUCAAAUUCAUCGACCCCGAACGUCUCCUCUACAACUUCCGUGCCACCCAUCAGCUCGAUACCAAGGGUGCCACCGCGCUCGGCGGCUGGGACGCCCCCGACUUCCCCUUCCGCUCCCACGUCCAGGGCCACUUCCUCUCCGCCUGGGCCCAAUGCUACGCCACCCUAGGCGACGAGGACUGUCGCGAUCGCGCCGUCUAUGUCGUAGCCGAGCUCGCCCUCUGCCAGGCCAACAAUAAAGCCGCUGGCUUCACCGAGGGCUACCUCUCAGGUUUCCCCGAGUCGGACAUCAUCGACCUGGAGCAAGGCAAGCUCGAAAGCGGCAACGUCCCCUACUACUGCCUCCACAAGACCCUGGCCGGCCUCCUCGACGUCUGGCGCUUAAUCGGCGACGAGACCGCCCGCGACGUGCUCCUCGCCUUCGCCGGCUGGGUCGACACGCGCACAGCCGCCCUCGACGCCCCCACCAUGCAGACUGUCCUUGAGACCGAAUUCGGCGGCAUGAACGACAUCCUCGCCGCCCUGCACGACGAAACCGACGACGCUCGCUGGCUCGACGUCGCCCGCCGCUUCGACCACGCGGCUAUCUUCGAGCCCCUCGCUGAAAACCGCGACGAGCUCGACGGCCUGCACGCCAACACGCAAAUCCCCAAAUGGAUCGGCGCCCUCGCCGAGUACCACGCGUCCGGCGACGACCGCUACCGCGACAUCGCCCAGCACGCCUGGGACAUCACCGUGUCGGCGCACACGUACGCCAUUGGUGCUAACAGCCAGUCGGAACACUUCCACGCUCCCAACGCCAUCGCCAAGUACCUCAACAACGACACGGCCGAAGCCUGCAACUCGUACAACAUGCUCAAGCUGACGCGCGCGCUCUGGGCCCUCGACCCCCACAACGCUACCUACUUCGACUAUUACGAGUCCGUCCUCCUCAACCACCUCCUCGGCCAGCAGAACCCCGCCGACCCCCACGGCCACAUCACCUACUUCACCUCGCUGAACCCGGGUGGCGUGCGUGGCAUCGGGCCCGCCUGGGGCGGUGGCACCUGGAGUACUGAUCAUGACUCGUUCUGGUGCUGUCAGGGGACGGCCCUCGAGGUCAACACCAAAUUCAGCGACUCCAUCUAUUUCUCCGAGGAGUCCACCCUCUACGUCAACCAGUUCAUCGCGUCGGAGCUCGACUGGGCCGAGCAUAACGUGCACAUCACGCAGGCAACCUCGUUCCCAGCGAAAGACAGCACCACACUCACCAUCCAGGCCCUCCCGGGCUCCUCUUCCACCCGUCGUAGGGCCGAAGAAAGCAACUUCGAACUCCACAUCCGCAUCCCCAGCUGGACCGCCAACCCCACCAUCACUCUCAACGGCAAACCCCUCGAGGACCCCCUCACCCCCGGCCAAUACGCCGUCAUCCCCUCCCGCACCUGGCAGCCCGACGACACCGUCGAAGUGCGCACGCCCAUGGGGCUGCGGAAGAUCCCCGCCAAUGACGACCCGGCCCUGAUGGCCGUCGCGUACGGGCCGACUGUGCUCUGCGGGAACUACGGCGAUGAGGCGCUACAGGGCGCGCCUGCGCUCCAGCUGGAUACGCUUACGCAGGAUGCCUCGGGCAAGUUGGCGUUUGUGGGCCAGGCGGAUGGGCAGGAGGUGAAGCUGGGGCCUUGCUAUGAUGCGCAGGGCUUUGGCCACUGUGCCUAA